AAUCUUCUCAAAAACCUCAGCAAAUCUCUUCCUUCAUCUUUGAGGCCUUUAAUUUUUUCAAUCUCACAUUAGAAAAUAUGAUCAACAAUAGGAAGCUUAUUGCCAUGGCAAGAAAGUGGCAGAAGUUGGCAGCCAUCGGCAGGAGAAGAAUCUCGUCAACAAGAACCAAACUGCAAAGGGAUGCGGAUGAGUGCAUUGAAAUGGUGGCUGUUAAAGAUCACUUUGUUGUGUACACAGCUGAUAAGAGACGUUUUGUUAUUCCGUUGGCGUAUCUCAACAAUCCCAUCUUCAUAGAGUUACUCAGAAUGUCUGAACAAGAGUUUGGACUAUCAAGCAAUGGGCCUAUCACCUUGCCAUGUGACUCGGCGUUUGCAGAGUACAUCAUCUCAAUGUUGCAAAGACGUCCCUCAAGAGACUUAGAGAAGGCCUUAGUUAUGACCCUAUCUACAUGUCGGUGCUCAUUAUAUUCUUCUCUCCUUCCAGAACAGAGUAAUCAGCCUAUACUUGCCAAUGGCUUUUGAACAAGUCAUAUUGUUAUGUCCAUCGGGACCAUGAUCUUUAACACUUUUCUUCUUUUUUUUCUUGAAUUUUGUAAAUAAUUAUACAUAUACAAAUUUUAUAGCUGUUUCAUCAGCAGAAUUUUUGGA
Molecule: messenger RNA, 647 nt
Organism: Nelumbo nucifera (sacred lotus)
Lineage: Eukaryota; Viridiplantae; Streptophyta; Magnoliopsida; Proteales; Nelumbonaceae
Source: RefSeq, a predicted model, not a curated record